CUUUAAUCACGUUUAAUUCCUCGAAUCCAUAAUUUCUGUCUCCGAUUGCUACGAAAUUUGUCAAGUUUUUCAAUUACAGAAUGCUUUUUCUACUUUAAUUUUUAAUAAAUUCUUAAUAAAGUUUGGUAUAAAAUGUUUUAUAUUUAAUAGAUUUUAUAUUCAGUCAAUUAUUACUGUAUACAAUGCCGUCAAAAGCUGAAGACAUUCUUCAAGGAUUCAAAUUAAAUUGGAUGAAUCUACGAGAUGCUGAUUCUGGUAAAGUCUUAUGGCAAGGAUCAGAAGAUCUGUCUAAGCCUGAUGUUGAACAUGAAGCUCGUGUACCAAAGAAAAUUCUGAAAUGCCGUGCUGUUUCUCGGGAAAUAAACUUUUCUUCUAUUGAACCAAUGGAAAAAUUUCGUCUUGAGCAACGUGUGCUUUUUAAAGGAAGGUGCUUAGAAGAAUGGUUUUUUGACUUUGGUUUUGUGAUACCCAAUUCAACAAACACUUGGCAGUCAUUGAUUGAAGCUGCGCCUGAAUCCCAAAUGAUGCCAGCAAAUGUGUUAAAUGGUAAUGUCAUUAUUGAGACUAAGUUUUAUGAUGGUGACCUUCUAGUCAGCACUUCUAAAGUACGUCUAUUUUAUGUAUAAUUAAAGGGAAACUACACUUCUUUUCAUGCACCAGUUUUGUUCUUACAUGUCUUAUGUCCACAUUGAACAAAAUCACUGGAACAAUUAUACAAGAUCAUUUGUUUUUUUGAGAACUGAUAAAAUUCACUAGUAGUGAAGUAUCAUGCUUGUUAAUUUAUUUUAAUGAAUGCUUAUUGUGCAUUAGAAUGAAUGAAUGAAUUGUUAUUUGAAUCAAUAUAGUGAAAUUUUCUUUAUAUCGAUACAUGAAGACAUUGUUUCUACGGUGCUUUGUUAUAUAUAUAUUUUUUCUAUUUAAUUAGAAAACAAUUUUUGUACAGUGAAAUCUUGAUUAUCCAAACUCUUUUCAUAGACGAGCAAUUCUGUUGGCCAAAAUGGAUUUCCUAUUUAUUUAUUUUUUACGUGGUGAUUGCUGAUUUAUAUCAAUGCUCAUGUUUGAUGCAUGAUGUUUAAAAUUUGUAAGCAAACAGAAAAAUAAUUCAGCUGUGCAUU
Molecule: messenger RNA, 1115 nt
Organism: Parasteatoda tepidariorum (common house spider)
Lineage: Eukaryota; Metazoa; Arthropoda; Arachnida; Araneae; Theridiidae
Gene: PrBP
Product: Prenyl-binding protein
Biological process (GO): sensory perception of light stimulus
Cellular component (GO): cytoplasm
Source: RefSeq, a predicted model, not a curated record